UCUAAAUUUUUUGUGUAAUUCCUCCUUUGAGGAGCGGAAGUUGGAGCCAAUGAGAUGGUUCCUACAACAUAGAAUGGCUCAGUUCAGUCCCAAGCAGACAAGAAUGCUGUCUCCGUGCAAGAAGACCUCGUAUGAAACGGAGAAUGUGAGAGUGUACUGGAUGCCGAGGGAGAUCAGUCAAUCACAUGAGCAAGAGAGCAAGGCUUGUACACUUAUCACGAUCCUGGUCAUCUACAAGUGCCAGAAAGCUCGAAUCAUCUUCACUCAACCUACACCCACCUCUGACUUCAUAGACAUUUUCUCCAACUGCAUCAAACAAGGAAACAACUUGUAUGACAAACUAAGAGAAGCUGGAGUGUUGAGGGUCAAAUAUUUGAACAUUCCAGAAGCUCUUGAAGCUGUCAGAAGAGAAACAAAUGCGACAGUUGUGGAGUGGAAAAGUUUGUAUUUAGAAGAUGACAUGAUCAAAACAUUGCAUUACAACAUAGAAAACCAACUGAAACAAUGGCGCUUUAGUCGACUAAAGAAUGAGAAGUCAAACCUGAAUAUUGUCAUUUUAGCAAAUCUAAGAGCUGUAGUGCUUAUUUUGAACUUAGUCUCUGGAAUCGUGACACUUGCUGAUUCCCAUGGUCACAGUCCAUAUGGAUCUGUAAUAGCCCAAGCCUCCAUCAGCAAGUUAGGCAACCUGUGUAAGUGGUACGCCUACCAGUUGACUAAAGACACCGGGCCAGUCUCCUGCUAUGAGCUCAGCUUUCUGGUCUGUCUGAGAACUUGAAUAUAAACAUGGAGCAACAGAAUAAAUCAUUUUUAUAACUACCUUAACAUGAUAAAGUCAG
Macrosteles quadrilineatus (aster leafhopper) is the source of this 836-nucleotide messenger RNA. RefSeq lists its product as uncharacterized. NCBI's taxonomy places the organism in Eukaryota, Metazoa, Arthropoda, Insecta, Hemiptera, Cicadellidae. Bases 50 to 775 code for a protein of 241 amino acids. The transcript is spliced from 5 exons. The record is from RefSeq and is a predicted model, not a curated record.